Elgaria multicarinata webbii is the source of this 6167-nucleotide messenger RNA. RefSeq names its product ELMO domain containing 2 (gene ELMOD2). Lineage: Eukaryota; Metazoa; Chordata; Lepidosauria; Squamata; Anguidae. Bases 235 to 1125 code for a protein of 296 amino acids. The transcript is spliced from 9 exons. Gene Ontology annotation, cellular component: membrane. The record is from RefSeq and is a predicted model, not a curated record. Gene Ontology annotation, molecular function: GTPase activator activity.
UCAAAGACUGUUCUGAGAAAGGACAGUUAAAUACCGCCACCUCCUACCGGGGCCACAUCCCUCACUUCCGGGUCUGUGUGGAGGCAACUUCCUUUUAGGGUGGGAGGGAUCUGCUGGUGAAGGUGGAGUGAGGCCGCUGCUCGCUGUCCUGUGCAUUCGCUGGGAUGAUGUGACCAGAGUUUGUUACCGCUUAAGAGGGGGAAGGGGCGGCGGGAGACCGCGCAGGGGGCGAAGAUGAUUGUACACCUAUGGCGGUAUUUGUAUAGAAAUAUCUUUCGGUUUUGGUUAAAAUGGUUCCUAAGACAGCUCACUGGAAAAUGUGAACUGCAGCGUAUUUGUGAUGGCUCAAGGAAAAGUGCAGAAAGGACACUAAAAAUAGAAUACUCAUUGGAAUCAUCCAAAUGUAAGGCUUUACGAAGUGCUGCGUGUGCCACUGAAGAUGAAGUAGAAAAAUGUGUAGCGCUAAUCAUACAGGAAAAGAAAAUUAAUAUAGAAAAAGACACAGGGUUUGCCUUGAAGCUACAAUUAUGUUUGCUGCAGAUAUCUGGCUACGAGAAACUUUAUUUGGCUGUAGAAGAGCUGAGAAAACAGCCCUAUAACUCAGAUAAUAAAGAACAUGAGGAACAACUAAUGGAGCUUUGGAAUUUGUUGAUGCCCCAUGAAAAACUGAAGGCUAGAAUCACGAAGCAGUGGUGUGACAUUGGUUUCCAAGGUGAUGACCCUAAAACGGACUUCAGAGGAAUGGGCAUGCUGGGAUUAACUAAUCUUCUAUACUUUAGUAAACAUUAUCCACGCGAAGCUCGUCAAAUCCUUUCUCAUUCAAAUAAUCCAAAACUGGGAUACUCCUAUGCAAUAGUCGGGAUCAAUUUGACAGAAAUGGCUUAUAGUUUAUUAAAGAAUGGCUUUUUAAAAACUCACUUCUACAAUCUGGUUCCUGGUGUACCACAACUGAAAGACUUCCAUCAGUUUUAUUGUUAUUUGGCUUAUGACUUUGACAAAUUUUGGUUUGAAGAAAAACCUGAAAGUAUUAUGUACUUCAACCAAUAUAGAGAGAAGUUUCAUGAAAAAGUUAAAAGACAUCUCCUGGAUUAUGACAUAGUCCUUGCCUUAAAAAAUGAAAAAUAGUAAUGUGUGGUCCUUUGAUUCUGCACAUAAAAAUUAUGCACUUGGCUGGAAUUCUCAUAUUUAACCAAAAACUUCAUUUAAUGAUCAAAGUUUUAUACAUCUAUUUUUUUUUAUUAAAAAUCAAUAGAGAGCUUGGACAAUCAACACUUAUUUAGGACUGUACACUAUUUGCUACAGGUAAGAACGUCUUAAAUACAAAGAUCCUCACUGGAUCACAAAACCUCACAACUUUUUUAUACCUGGUAAAAGAUGAAAAGGGUUCUUGCGCUGCAUCAUAUUGUCUAGUAAUAGCAAUCCACCCCGCAAUUUGACUCAUGUUUAGUUUACAGUAAGAGGUUUGUGAUGUUUCAUAAAUAGAAAUAGCUUUGUUUUGGAUUUCUCUGUUGGAUUGUAUUUGUUCAUUUCUAUAUAGGACAUUUGGCUAUUUACUGUGUACCCCCUCUGAAAAGAAGACAUAUAAAAAUGUUAAAUUAUUUUGAUGUGUGAGAACAAUCUUCACUUUUUUUUAAAGCUUAUUCCAUAAAGCUUUUUAUUUAGUUGUGUUUUAUUUAGUAUGUAGCUAGAAAUUGCAAUAUUAAAGUUUCCUUUUUAAAUGAGUCUUUGAAAGAUACCAUAGCCAUUUUAAGCUGAACAAAUUUCUCCUUUAUUAUAUUUAUUUAAGACUAUGCAGUUGUCUUCACAUAUCAACUGUUGGCCUAUCUUUCUUCCUUUUUUAUGUCAGCUAACAAACUGACAGCUGACAUAGAAACUUGAGAAUAUUAGGGCUUAAAGUAUUUAAAGAGGAUAAUCAGCACUAACUGAAUUCUUUCUUCUGUACAUUUCUUUCAUAUAUUGAGGAAGGCAACUUAGAUGACAUAUUCCAAGACAAUCUAGGCAGUAGGAUUUUGCACCAAUUGAAAAUCUAAGCCUUGUAUAAAAUGUUUCUAAACUAGCUUGGUUUGUAGCUAACCUUGGGGUUCAUAUAUGUGUAUUUUGUGGGUGGGGUGAUAAUUUCAAACCUUUUUUUUUUUAAUAAAGUGCCUUUGACUUACUGCAUUGAGCCUCAUCCCUGAGGCUUUGUAGCUGGGGAUGUCUCAUUGUUGAAUAGUUUCAAGCAUGUACUGGCUGCUGUUAUGAGAACGGAUACCAGAAUUGAGCAAAAUUCAUACUCCCUCUUGCCAAUAGAUAAUUGACUUACUAAUUACAUUGCCGGUGAGGAAAAUUAAGAGCACAGCAGCAGAACAUCUAAAGACUCAUCCACCCUGUACAAUUCUACAUGGCAACUUCGGGCCAAACAAAUUCGCAAUUGCACGAAUAGCUUUAAAAAAGAAUAUUGCAGGUGUGUGUUGAUGGGGGGGGGCAGUCCAAAUCAGGACCCUGGUGUCCUGAUUUGGACUGUUGCCCAUUGCUAUGUGCAUUGCCAGAAAAGUUCCAAUUGGAGUGAAUGUGAGCUUUUUUCUAGUGUAAAUAGUAAGGAUGGGUGGUGGGGGAAUGGCACAGAUAGACGGAUCAGGACCACAGUGGGGAAAUGACAGGAAGGGCAUGAGCCUUCCUACCAGUGUCCUGAUCUGCAUUAUGCCCCCCCAUUCCUGAAAUUUACUUUUUAAAAAAGCUUUUAAUGCUAUUACUAAUUGUGUGAAUGGUGACUCAUCUUUUUUAGCCCUUGGUAACAUUUGAACAUUGUAGACAUUUCCUAGGCUGCACACAUUACCUAUAAACUGUAGCAUCUAAUAGUAAUCAGUUAUCUGGCAUACUAAACAAUAUUGAAGACAUCUCAUUUAUGGGAAAUGAAUGUCUUAUUUUAAUGUUGUAAUAAAAUGCUUUUCAAAAUCCCUUUCCCCUGCGAUGGCAUAGUACACCCUGACAGAGAUUUGAGGGGUUGGUGAAGGGUUUCAUUUCAAUAUCUACAUCUAUUUUUAUUGCUGUUCAAUAUUUGUGCAAUAAAGUAUUUUUGCAAGGGUAAUUUGCUAUGUGCAAAAUGUGUUAGGGCAUAACCCAAAAGUCUAUAUGGAAUAGAGCCGUACUUUCCUCUCUGAAUUGGGUGGGGGCAUUGUCUUAGAGAAAAUAGAGCAACUCAUAUACUUGGAGCUGCUGGUUCAUGGUAUCAAAACCUACACAAAAGUAAUUCUUGGCUAAAACUGUUCUAAAUAAGAUAAACGUUCUUUUUCAUAGUGUGGCGGUACAGUGAUCACGUAUUCAAUGUCAUUUGAGUUUUCCCUUGAAGUGGCUUCAUUGGAAGCUAAUUUUUUUUUAAUGUUAGCUUUUUCAAAACUAGAUUCACUAUAUAUGCGUCAAGGAUACUGGAAGCUGAAGAGACUCAAGUGUGUAUAUCAGAGUAUUUCAGGGUAUGUCUUCAUGAGAGUUUGUCACAUUGGUUCUUUAUCUAAACCACUGGAAGCUCUAUUCUACACAUCCCUGCAUAAAAUGACUUGUGUAGCAUUUUUUCAGUGUGAACUAGAGCACCCACACUGCCUUAAUUAUUCCCUCAAUCUGCCUUUUGGAUUACAGGGAUUAGCACUUUUGGUUUUGUGGUGAUUGGAUAUGCUGAAUCCGUCCAUUUGAGCCCUGACAAGCAUCAUUUGUGUGUCAUUUGGGUUGCAAUCUAUAAGAAAUUUUAUGGGCCUACCUUUUCUUGUCCAUUGCUAAGAAACACAAGGAAGACUGUCAUAUUAGAAAUUCCAUCCAUUUUUUUGAAUUUUAAUUCUGAAAUGGACAUUUUGGUCUCCCAAAUAAUAGUUACAUCUUGCCACUCUGGGUUUCACAGUUUGGGUAGCCUUCACAGCUAAAAUGAGCAAUUAUGAUCUUGCCUCUCCCAACUCGGAGGAAAGACAAGUGCUGGUCUGUGAUGUACUGCUGAGCUUCAGCUAUGCUUAAAGGCAUCCAAAUGAUGAUGGCAGGAACAAUCCCACCCGAGCUCAGGAAAAGUGGGGAUCAUUAUGAUGAUGAAUGAAUUUGUACACCUGUUCCACAAUUUGUGUGAUGGCCUCUAGCACAUUAUGCAGGGCACAGCAGCAUCAGUGUUGAGGCUUUAUUACGAUAUUUGAUAACUUGAUGCCUCAUUCUGAUAUGUCUGGAUGCUGCUUUUUGGAGGGGGUAUGCCAACGCAAAACCUAAAAUCUGCAACAUCCUUAAUGCAUGUUGCCUGAAAAUUACUUUAUAUAUUAUCCUUGAGCAUCCUUCUGUUAAAAAGAUCAGUGUUUAACAACAUACACAAACAUAAUUUUCAAUAAAAGCAGCAAACCAAAGUUUAAGUAAUAGGCUAGACUAUUGUUUUUUUUUAAAAAAAAACAAUACUUAAAUAUACCAUCAAAUGAAAAUAUUAGUAAAGCACAAGGUGAUAUAACAUAUCCAGUUUCAGUCAGUGUACUCUUAAUCGUGCUAAUAAUCAUAAUUGGAAAUCUUUAUUGAGGGGAUUUCUAGAGUUUGUAAGAUGCCAGUUGUGUUGCAAAUAUUUUGCAAACUUUACUGCAAUUGGGAAUAAUUUGUAUCUUCCCUAUUGAGUAUAUUAACAAUGUAAAGAAGCAUUCCUUAAUUUCAGAUCGCUAUGUAAUCCUAUGGGGAUGUAAUGUUCAGGUAUAAUAACGAAAACUUAAUACAUUUUUUCAUUUUUAAGUGGAAAUCCUGUAUGGACUUAUCUCUGGAUAAGUUCUAUUGUAUGUAGAGGAUUGCACAGCUCAUUUUCAAAUGCAGUGGUCUGAUUCAAAUGUAAUUAUACUAGAAAGUUUACUAGAAAGUUACACCAUUGUUCAUUGGACUUGGAAUGAGCCAUAUGCUUCUUCCCUCGUGUUUCUUGAUUCAGCAAAACUGAAUACUCUCCUCAGCUAGUUCUGGGACAUCCAGAGUAUGCCCAUGCACCCCAAUAACAGGUUUUGAUCCUGGUUUGGAUGGAGCCCUUAAACCAUGCUUUCCUAGUGGCAAACCUGGAUUAAAGAACGUAGGAAAGCUUUAUUGAAGCUGGCUGCAUGAGGGAGGAGUGAGGAGGAACUGCAUGUGUGUGUGGUUUGUUCCCUGUCUGAUAAAUCCUGAUUAAUCAGAGUGGCAUGAUUACAUCUGAACUGGGCCAAUAUGUUUCAGCUUUAAGAAAAAAAUCAUUCUAAAUGUGUAGUUGGGCCACUUAACAGUAUAGUUUUGUGCUGUGAAAACAUAAAAAGCUUGAUGGUAGCAAAGAAUACUUUGUAAAAGUAAAAUAGAUUUACCAUUUAAUACAAUAUACAAUAUUGCAUUCUGACAAUCCUAAGACAAUACAGUAGAUCUGAAGAUUUUCUACAAACUAUUUUGUUCAUGUUGAAGGAAUAGGGGCUGGUUCCUUCUUCAAGGAGUUGUGUACAUGACCAGAUAGAGAAACAUUCAGGUGAACAUGGGUACAUGGAAAUAGAUGUAGUCAUUUCCAUUAUCAUUGUAUCUGGAAAGUGCAGCUGCGAUCACCAAAAUAAUUGUGGCUAUCCGAGUACUCCGACUUCACAUUGUUUCCCCAAAAGCUUAUGAAACUGUGUUUAUGUUCACACGGAGGCUGCUUGCAUGCAAGUUCCUUUUAUAAUAUUUUGUUUUGAACUGCAGAAAUGUGACGUGUUAGACAAACAUUGGAUACAACCCUAGGUUUCCAGAUUCAUCAGGCUAUAUAUUUUGUUGCCACUGAUAGAUCACCUUAAAAGGAUUCAGGAGGUAGAAAUAAAGACCACAUGAUCCUAAAGAUAAUGGAUUCAUUUUUUUAAAGCAAGCUGUUUCUUUAGCGAUCUAAAUUAUUACAUGUCAGAGCUGUCAUAGUUGCAGUUAUAAAGUUUAGUAGCCUGUAUUGCUAACUAUUAUUUCUAAUUCUUGUGAUUUGCACUUGUACUAGUUUACUUUUGUGUUGUGGGUAAAAGUUUUUUCUCUAUUGCUGCUUAAUGUGUGCCCCUUUCCACUGUUAAGAAAUACUUGUGGACAGUGAUUUGUAAACCUUUUUGGAGCAAGACCAUUGUCUACUACUAAAUGUGUGUGUGUGUUUAUCACAUUAUGGAAGCAAUAAAAUGUGAUGCUUGUUUAGGAGUGGAAUGAGAAAGUUAAUAAAGACGAAGUUGACAAAA